AAUUAUUGGACUAGGCCUAUCCAAAAUGGCGGCUGUCUCUGAAUUUUCAAGCCGCUCAGCUUUGUUAUUUUGUCAUCCUUCUAUGGAAAGUUUGGCUCAGGCAAUUGAACAAACGUGUGACACAGAAUCUACCAAAGCUGCUUUAACACCUAGAGAUGCAAACUUACCGAUCAAAACUGAAGUCUCCCCACAAUCCAAGAAAUGCUUCCAAACAGUUGAAUUCCGAAAGACAAUACAAUGGGAAUCAUUCAAUGAUGGAUGGCCAAAUCUUUUUAUUGAAAAUGUGAAGGAGUGUGCUGGCAGAGAUGUUAUCUUUUUGGGAAGUUUCCAUUCACCAGAAGUAAUAUUUGAACAAGUCAGUAUGCUCUAUACAAUGCCCAGUUACUAUCCUGCUAAUCAUAUAAGCAGAGAAAUGGACAGGCAACCUCUGUGGGAGAGGUAUUUGGCAAGAUCUUUCAAAUUCAUCCUCCCUUAUUUUCCAACUGGAACAAUGGAGCGUGUGGACACUGAAGGACAAGUGGUUACAGCUAAGACACUUGCCAUGUUGCUCUCUCUGAUUCCAAGCACAGCUCGAGGUCCUGCUCAGAUUGUUAUGUAUGACAUACAUUGCUUGCAAGAAAGAUUUUAUUUUUCGGACAACAUAAUACCAAGGUUAGAGACUGCAAUACCAUUGUUGCACAGAGAAAUGUCCAGACUUGCAAAUGAAUUUGAUUUCAAAAUCUGCAUUGCUUUCCCGGAUGAAGGGGCUUGUAAGCGAUUCCAGUUGCUGUUCUCUGAUUUUCCACUUAUUACAUGUACAAAGAUUCGAAAUGGAGACAAACGCAUUGUGCAGGUGAAGGAAGGUGAUCCUGGAGGGAAGCAUGUGAUCAUUGUUGAUGAUCUGGUGCAGACUGGAGGAACAUUAAAGAAUUGUGCCGAGGCCCUAUUGAAUAAAGGAGCAAAGACUGUAUCAGCAUUCGUAACUCAUGCUGUUUUCCCGAAGGACUCAUGGAAAUCUUUCACUACAUCCAAAAGCAAAGUUCCUUUUAAAUAUUUCUGGAUUACGGACUCAAUCCCUCAUGCAGUUGAGAUUGCAAAGCACGCUCCAUUCAAACUACUCUCGCUCUGUGAUUCCAUUUCCCAUUGUUUGUUGGGGUUUGAUUUGCUCCAGUCAUGAUGUUCAUUUGGCCAAAAAUGCAUUUCCUUUAUAUUAACCAAAAUUUGUAAAUCAAUGAGAGAGUUUUGCUCAGUCAGCCAAACAGGUGGUAGCCGCUGUGUAUUUGCUGAAUUGUGGAAAUCUUCACUUUAGACUUGGUCCCUGGUUCAGUUUGAUCAAGUGCUGUGUUUCAGCUGGAGGGCUAAAAUGCAAGUUUCAAUAGCGCACCGUUUUUCAGAUGAGACGUUUAAGCCAUUGUUCAUCUGUGCUAUAUGGUCCAUGUGCACGUUAAAGAAUGCAGUAUACUCUUUGAUAAGAGUAGGAGAUCCCAGUGUACUGCCUAAUUCAUCAUUGGAAAUGAGUAUUCAGACUUAUCCUUUGUGUAUUUCACACCGAAUAAAUCCAAUCCAGUCCAAUCUAAAAUUUGGUUUCUAUAAAAAGUUUUAAAUUUGUAAUUGCUUAUUUAUGUUAAAAAUUUGUUUUAAAUUGGUAUUGCUUUAAGUAUA
Anneissia japonica is the source of this 1641-nucleotide messenger RNA. Its product is annotated as ribose-phosphate pyrophosphokinase 4-like. The record is from RefSeq and is a predicted model, not a curated record. Lineage: Eukaryota; Metazoa; Echinodermata; Crinoidea; Comatulida; Comatulidae. Bases 26 to 1156 code for a protein of 376 amino acids. The transcript has 9 exons. Gene Ontology annotation, molecular function: ribose phosphate diphosphokinase activity; magnesium ion binding. Gene Ontology annotation, biological process: purine nucleotide biosynthetic process; 5-phosphoribose 1-diphosphate biosynthetic process. Gene Ontology annotation, cellular component: ribose phosphate diphosphokinase complex; cytoplasm.